Aphanomyces invadans is the source of this 261-nucleotide messenger RNA. RefSeq lists its product as hypothetical. The transcript has 2 exons. NCBI's taxonomy places the organism in Eukaryota, Oomycota, Saprolegniomycetes, Saprolegniales, Verrucalvaceae. The coding region runs from base 1 to 261 and encodes 86 amino acids. The record is from RefSeq and is a predicted model, not a curated record.
AUGUGUCCGUGCUGUCGGGACUGGAACCACGCUUGGAACGUCGUACCUGAGGCCGAGAUUCUGAACGGUUUCCGCAAGUGCCAGCUUCUUGAUGGCGCCGUUGUCGAUCACGUCGAUGUGGUGGAGAGUGCGUUGGAAGAAAAUGACAUUGCCGACCUGGCCGCGAACAUGGCGAUCGAAGACACCAUUGAUCCAGCACAUGACAUCAACGAUGACGAUGCAUCUGACCUUCUCUUUGAUAUGAUUGUGCCCGAUAUCUAA